Messenger RNA from Paecilomyces variotii, 1992 nucleotides. RefSeq names its product SecY subunit domain-containing protein. The coding region runs from base 177 to 1613 and encodes 478 amino acids. The record is from RefSeq and is a predicted model, not a curated record. The transcript has 5 exons. Gene Ontology annotation, molecular function: transmembrane protein transporter activity; ribosome binding; signal sequence receptor activity. Gene Ontology annotation, cellular component: Sec61 translocon complex; membrane. Gene Ontology annotation, biological process: SRP-dependent cotranslational protein targeting to membrane, translocation; post-translational protein targeting to membrane, translocation. NCBI's taxonomy places the organism in Eukaryota, Fungi, Ascomycota, Eurotiomycetes, Eurotiales, Thermoascaceae.
UCCUUCUCAACCUCCGACUCUCCCUGUUCUUCCCCAGACGGCCUUCUCCCUCUUCCCUUCGCUCCCCUUUUCUAUACUUUUUUUUGUUUUUUUAAUCCUCGCUCCUCCGGCUGGUCUCUGGUUCCCGCUUUGUUUCCCUUUCUCUCAUUGGAUUCACCGGGAAGCGGACUGUCACGAUGAGCGGACUACGCUUCCUCGAUCUAAUUAAACCCUUCACGCCCCUCCUCCCGGAGGUGGCUUCACCGGAAACGAAGGUUCCCUUCAACCAGAAGUUGAUGUGGACGGGAUUGACUUUGUUGAUCUUCUUGGUGAUGAGCCAGAUGCCUCUGUACGGUAUCGUGUCUUCUGACACCUCGGAUCCGCUGUACUGGCUCCGUAUGAUGCUGGCCAGUAAUCGAGGAACGCUGAUGGAGCUGGGUAUCACUCCCAUCAUCUCCUCCGGCAUGGUCUUCCAGCUCCUUGCUGGAACCCACCUCAUCGAUGUCAACCUUGACCUGAAGACCGACCGCGAGCUGUACCAGACCGCUCAGAAGCUGUUUGCCAUCAUCCUCUCCUUUGGCCAGGCUUGUGUCUACGUCCUUACGGGUCUCUAUGGUCAGCCCAGCGACCUCGGUGCUGGUGUCUGCGUGCUCCUGAUCGUGCAGCUGGUUGUUGCUGGUCUUGUUGUCAUCCUGCUCGAUGAGCUGCUUCAGAAGGGCUACGGUCUUGGAAGCGGUAUCUCCCUUUUCAUUGCGACCAACAUCUGCGAAUCGAUCAUCUGGAAGGCCUUCUCUCCUACCACUAUCAACACUGGCCGUGGCCCCGAGUUCGAGGGAGCUGUGAUUGCCCUCAUCCACCUGCUGUUGACCUGGCCCGACAAGCAGCGCGCUCUGCAGGAGGCUUUCUACCGCCAGAACCUCCCCAACAUCAUGAACCUCCUGGCUACCCUGCUAGUCUUCGCCACCGUCAUCUACCUGCAGGGUUUCCGUGUUGAGAUCCCCGUCAAGUCUUCGCGCCAGCGUGGCAUGCGCGGAUCUUACCCCGUCCGUCUCUUCUACACUUCGAACAUGCCUAUCAUGCUUCAGUCCGCUCUGUGCUCCAAUAUCUUCCUUGUCAGUCAGAUGCUGUACUCUCGCUUCUCGGACAACCUCCUUGUCAGACUUCUCGGUGUCUGGGAACCUCGUGAGGGCUCCGCCCAGCUGUAUGCCGCGUCUGGUAUUGCAUACUACAUGUCUCCUCCUCUGAACUUCAAGGAGGCUCUCGUCGACCCGAUCCACACCGCCGUAUACAUCGUAUUCAUGCUGGUUGCCUGUGCUCUGUUCUCCAAGACCUGGAUCGAGGUGUCCGGAGCUGCCCCUCGGGAUGUUGCCAAGCAGCUUAAGGACCAGGGACUUGUGAUGGCUGGUCACCGUGAGCAGAGCAUGUACAAGGAGCUCAAGAGGGUUAUCCCUACUGCUGCUGCUUUCGGUGGUGCUUGCAUUGGUGCUCUGUCUGUUGCCUCUGACCUCCUCGGUGCUUUGGGUAGUGGAACUGGAAUUCUUCUGGCAGUGACGAUUAUCUACGGAUACUUCGAGAUUGCUGCCCGAGAAGGCGACUUCGGCUCAGGCCUCAAGGGCCUUGUCCCUGGAAACUGAGCUCAACAGGGAAAUCUUUUAUGAAGAGCAUGAGGGAAGGCUGGGGAUACUUUUUUUUCCGUAAUUCUGUCUCUUUAGACUUAGCAGGUUGGUGUACUGCAACUGCAAUUGUGGCUACGACAAUAUCUGAAAUCUUGAGCGUGUAACCCUGAACAACACGACGGCUGAUUUGGGGGAAGGGGAUUCGGCAUCGAGUCCGAUGUUAUGAGCUACAUCUGAGACUCGAUCUAGAAUGGGCCCUCUGUCAGGUCGAGCCACAGCUGUAUAUAGCACCAUCUGGUUGUAACAUUAACGGGAGGAGGAAAAAGAUCAAUUUGAGAAAAUUGUUAGGUGCCAUGAAUUAUACAUAUAACUGUCAUGCGUAGCAAAAAAAAGAAAC